ACACUACCAAGGUCUGAGCUCGACUUGGCAACACCAGCCAGAGUGGGUUCAGCCGUGGAAGGGGAAGGUGUGUCUCUCCUCAGCUCCUCUUUCCUUCACUAACGGGAUGUCGUCGGAAGCAGGGACAGCGCGUGUGUUGCUGGGGAAGGAGGUGGCCCAGGAUGUGCGGAACAAGCUGCAAGAACAGGUCCAGCAGCUCAAGGAAGAGAACCCUGACUUCGUGCCCGGCCUGGCCAUCGUGCAGGUCGGAGGGCGCGAGGACAGCAAUGUGUAUAUCCGCAUGAAGGUGAAGGCCGCUGAGGAGAUUGGGAUCAAGGCACAGCAUAUCAAGUUCCCUCGCACCAUCACGCAGGCCCAGUUGGUGCAGCAGAUCAAGAAGCUGAACUCCGACCCCAACAUCCACGGCAUGAUCAUACAGAUGCCAUUGGACUGCGAGGAGAAGAUUGACUCGGAUCUUGUGCUGGAUACCGUCUCCCCUGAAAAGGACGUGGAUGGCUUGACCACCACCAACGCCGGUCGCCUCUCCCACGGCACGCUGGAUGCUGGCUUCCUGCCCUGCACGCCCAACGGAUGCAUGGAGCUCAUCCGCCGGUCAGGGGCGGAGAUCAAAGGUGCCAAGGCUGUGGUGAUUGGCCGCAGCAAGAUCGUGGGCACACCAAUGGCGGAGCUUCUGAAGUGGCACCAUGCAACUGUCACCACCUGCCACUCGCGCACCGCCAACCUGCCCGAGACUGCCAAGAGUGCGGACAUCCUGGUGGUGGGUAUCGGCAGCCCGGAGCUCGUCAAGGGGUCGUGGGUCAAGCCGGGAGCUGUUGUGAUCGACUGUGGCAUCAACUCGAUCCCAGACUCCACCAAGAAGUCCGGCUCCAGGCUGGUUGGGGAUGUGGACUAUGCAGAGGCUUCCAAGGUAGCGUCGGUCAUCACCCCAGUGCCGGGAGGUGUGGGCCCCAUGACGGUGGCGAUGCUCAUGAACAACACGGUCCUCUCGGCACAGAAGGCCAUGGCUAAGAUGAGGGCCAAGGCGUGGAGGCUCUCAUACCUGCCCAUCAACCCCCUGGAGAAGGUGCCGAGCGACAUCGAGGUGGCCCGCGCACAGACCCCAAAGGACAUCACAGACCUGGCCUCGGAGAUCGGACUUUUGGACACGGAGUUAGAGGCUUACGGCAACAAGAAGGCGAAGGUCAAGCUCGAGAUUCUGGACCGCCUCAAGUCCCAGAAGAGUGGGAAAUAUGUGGUGGUGGCUGGCAUCACCCCCACUCCACUCGGGGAAGGCAAGAGCACCACGACCAUCGGCAUAACACAGGCCCUGGGCGCUCACCUCAAGAAGAAUGUGUUCGCCUGUGUCCGCCAACCUUCCCAGGGACCCACCUUCGGAAUCAAGGGUGGCGCCGCAGGGGGGGGCUACUCCCAGGUCAUACCCAUGGAUGAAUUCAACCUCCACCUCACCGGAGACAUCCACGCCAUCACAGCCGCCAACAACCUCCUGGCCGCCCAACUGGAUGCCCGGAUGUUCCACGAGUCCACCCAAACCGACCAGGCCCUCUACAACCGCCUGGUGCCGAAGGUGAAAGGUGUGCGGAAGUUCUCGCCCAUACAGCUGAACCGCCUCAAGAAGCUGGGCAUCACGGAGACUGACCCGGACAAGCUGACACCGGAGGAGGUCACCAAGUUCGCCCGCCUCGACAUCGACCCGGCCACCAUCACCUGGCAGCGCGUCUUGGACACCAACGACCGCUUCCUACGUAAGAUCACCAUCGGCCAGAGCCCCACCGAGAAGGGCCACACCCGGGAGUGCCAGUUCGACAUCAGCGUGGCCAGCGAGCUCAUGGCCAUCCUCUCCCUCACCACCUCUCUGCCGGACAUGAGGGAGAUGCUGGGCCGGGUGGUGGUAGGCUCUGACACCUCCGGGAACCCUGUCACUGCCGAGGACCUGGGAGCCAGCGGGGCCUUAACGGUGCUGCUGAAGGACGCCAUCAAGCCCAACCUGAUGCAGACCCUGGAGGGGACGCCCGUCUUCGUCCACACCGGCCCCUUCGCCAACAUUGCCCACGGGAGCUCCUCCAUCCUGGCCGACCACAUUGCCCUCAAGCUUGUGGGCGAGGACGGCAUCGUGGUAACAGAGGCCGGGUUCGGGGCAGACAUCGGCAUGGAAAAGUUCUUCAACAUCAAGUGCCGUUACUCUGGACUGGUGCCGAACGCUGCGGUGCUGGUGGCUUCGGUCAGGGCCUUGAAGAUGCACGGUGGAGGGCCAGCCGUCACCCCUGGCACACCGCUGGCUGCAGAGUACACUAAGGAGGAUUUGGGGCUGGUGGAGGCUGGCUUCAGCAACCUCAAGAAGCAGAUCGAAAACGGCCUAAUGUUUGGCGUUCCCGUGGUGGUGGCCAUCAACAAAUUUGUGACAGACACACCCGCUGAACUCACCCUCGUACAAAGACUGGCCAAGGGUGCCGGGGCCUUUGAUGCCAUAAUCUGCUCCCACUGGGCCAAGGGCGGGGCAGGGGCUGUGGAGUUGGCGGAGGCUGUCGUGAGGGCAACAAACCAGCCCUCGCAGUUUAAGUUCCUCUAUGACCUCGAGCAGCCGGUUGAGGAGAAAAUCCGCACCAUUGCCCGGCGGAUCUACGGAGCGGAUGACGUGGAAUUUCUACCGGAAGCUCAGCAACAGAUCAACCGCUACAAGAAACAGGGCUUCAACAACCUUCCGAUCUGCAUGGCCAAGACUCACCUGUCCCUAACAGCCGACCCCAGCAGGAAGGGCGCACCUACGGGCUUCACCUUGCCUGUGCGGGAUGUGAGGGCGUCGGUGGGGGCCGGCUUCCUCUUCCCACUUGUUGGCACGAAGGAGUGUACUGGUGGUGAUGGCCCAGAGCAGCGGCAACACCAGCAACACCAGACGCAGCACCAGUCAUCACCACCACGGCCGCCGCCACUGUCCCGCGGCCUCCACUGGCUGCGGCGGCUGGUUAAGUAAGUGGCCCAAGAUGACCACCAUGCCCGGGUUGCCGACACGACCUUGCAUAUACGACAUUGACCUUGAUCUGGAGACGGAGGAGGUCAUGGGACUGUUCUGAGCACCACCACCUCCACCUCCGCUGUUGAUAUCGAAGGGGAAGAAAAUGAUGUGGAGGAAGAGAGAGGGAGAGGGAGAGAGAGAAGGGAUGCCAGGAUGCUACUGAAGAGAUUUGCUGCUUUAUUCCUUUGUUUUGUUUUGUUUGAAGUUGAUUUUGUAUUUUUUUCUAUUUUCUCAGUAUUUUUUCUUGUUGUUUUUGUUUGUGUUACUUUCCACAUCCUUUUUUUUCUUUUCCUCCUUUCCUCUUUUCAGUAAUCUUUUCAUUUUUUUUCUAAUUCCUCUAUUUUUUUUACAUAUUUUAUUUUAAUUUCUAUCAUCUUUUUUUUCUAUUUUCUCUUGUUAUACUUUCCACCUCUUCCUUUUUUCUUUUCCUCCUUUCCUCUUUUCAAUAAUCUUUUUCCUUUUUUUUCUAAUUCCUCAAUAUUUUUUUCACUUUUUAUUUUACUCAAUCAUCUUUUUUCAAUUUUCUCUUGUUAUACUUUCCUCCACCUCCUUUUUUAUUUUUUCCUCCUUUCCUCUUUUCAGUAAUCUUUUUCAUCCUUUUUUUCUAAUUCCUCAGUGUUUUUUUUACAUAUUUUAUUUUACUUUCUAACUCACAUUUUUCUGUUUCCUCAUCAUUAUCAUUUUUCCUUAUUAUACUUUCCACAUCCUCCUUUUCUCUCUUUUCCUCCUCCUUUCCUCUUUUCAGUAAUCCAAUUUUGUUUCAUCUUCCUUUUCCUUUUCUCUCUAUUAAUAAUCUUGUUUUAGGGACAGACAGACAUCCCUUCGUUAUCUUUUCAUUUAACUUUCCUAAUGACAGAAAAAAGCAAAAAAAAAAGAGGGAAAAUAAGGUAAAGGUGGAACUCAAGAUUAAGGAAAGCAUGUAAGUCCUUUUUUGUGUCAUUGUUAUGUUUCUUGCUCAAAGUGAUGCUGCUGUUGUUGUUGUUAUUGCUGCUGCUGUUGUUUUUUAUGUACUCCUUCCAUUGUGUCUUCCUUUCUCUCUCCUCUUUCUUCCUCCUUCCUCUCUUUCUUCCAAUAUGUUCUCUUACUUUCUCUUCUUUGUCUUUCUUGCACUCUUCCAAUAUCUCUCUCUUCCUAUCUCUUCCAAUCUCUCUCCCUUUCUCUCUCCUUCCUGUAUUUCUCUUCCUUUCUCCUUCCUCUUUUUCUUCCAAUAUUUUCCUCUUCCUUUCUCUUCCAAUAUCUCUCUUCCUUUCCAUUCUAAUCUCUUCCUUUCUCUCCUUCCUCUCUCUCUUCCAAUCUCUCUUCCCCAAUCCCUUUCAAAAUAUCUCUUAUCCACUUUCUUCCAUUCUUGCAAUAUCUAUCUAUUUCUCUCCUAAUCUCUUCCAGUAUCGAUAACAACAUAGAGAGAUUCAAUACAAAAAUGCCAUCACUAGUUUUUAUAUACUUAAGUAGCUAUAUAGAUUUAAUAUGAAGAGCUUAUCAUUAAUAUUGUUAUCUGUAUGUUUAAUUAGUCAGAUUUAGGUUUGCAUUCUUAAACAUUUCCACGACUAAUCUCACACCCCAUUAAUAUUUCUCUGCUUAUAUAUCGGGCCCAGAGAGGGAAGGUCAAGUCACAUUUUGUUGAUAUGUUUAAUGAUUGUUAUAUUCCAUCCAUCUUGUUAUUUUUACUAUCAAGUACGUAUGUAAAAAGUGAUAUGCAGUCUGUUAUUUUGUUCUGUGCUUAUAUAUCAAGUUCAGAAAGGGAAGGCCAAGUCAUAGUUUGUUGAUAUUUUAGUGAUUCUGUUAUAUUUCAUCCAUCCUGUUAUUUUAUCUAUCAGUACUUAAAAGGUGAUAUCCAGUCUGUUGUGUUCUCUGCUUAUAUAUCAAGUUCGGUAAGAGAAGCUCAAGUCACAGUUUGUUGAUAUAUUUAGUGAUUCUUAUAUUCCAUCCAUCUUGUUAUUUUUUCUAGCAAGUACAUACAAAGUGAUAUCCAGUCCAUUAAUAUGUUCGCUGCUUAUGUAUCAAGUUCAGGAAGGUCACAGGUUGUUGAUAUAUAUAGUCAUUGCCAUCCUACAUCCAUCGUAGUUUUACAUGUCAAGCAAAAUAUAAUUCCCGUCCAUAUCAAGCAGAAAGUGAUAUCGCGUCCAUUAAUUUCUUUCCCUGUUUAUAUAUCAAGUUCACAGGUUGUUGAUAUAUAGAGUCUUUCCAUCUUCCAUCUAUCGUAGUUUAAUCUCUCAAGGAAAAUUUAAUGUCCUGUCCAUAUCAAGCAGGAAGUGAUAUUGCGUCCAUUAAUUUGUUUCUCUUCUUAUAUAUCAAGGUUGGGAAGGCCACAGGUUGUUGAUAUAUAGAGUCAUUCCAUCUUCCAUCCGUCUAGUUUUAUCUGUCAAGCAAAAUAUAAUGUCCCGUCCAUAUCAAACAGAGGGUAAUAUUCAGUCCAUUAAUUUGUCCUCCUGCAUAUUUACAAGGUUCGGGAAGUUCACAGGUUGUUGAUAUAUAGAGUCUCUCCAUCUUCCAACCAUUUAGUUUUAUCUGUCAAGCAAAAUAUGAUGUCCCGUCCAUAUCAAGCAGAAAGUGAUAUCGCGUCCAUUAAUUUGUUUUUCUUCUUAUAUGUCAAGUUGAGGAAGGUCAUAGGUUGUUGAUAUAUAGAGUCUCUUCAUCUUCCAACCAUUUAGUUUUAUCUGUCAAGCAAAAUAUAAUGUCCCGUCCAUAUCAAGCAGAAAGUGAUAUCACAUCCAUUAAUUUGUUUCUCUUCUUAUAUGUCAAAUUGAGGAACUUCACAGGUUGUUGAUAUAUAGAGUCUCUCCAUCUUCCAUCCAUCGUAGUUUUAUCUGUCAAGCAAAAUAUGAUGUCCCGUCCAUAUCAAGCAGAAAGUGAUAUCACAUCCAUUAAUUUGUUUCUCUUAUAUAUCAAGGUUGGGAAGGCCACAGGUUGUUGAUAUAUAGAGUCUUUCCAUCUUCCAUCCAUCGUAGUUUUAUCUGUCAAGCAAAAUAUGAUGUCCCGUCCAUAUCAAGCAGAAAGUGAUAUCGCGUCCAUUAAUUUGUUUCUCUUCUUAUAUGUCAAAUUGAGGAACUUCACAGGUUGUUGAUAUAUAGAGUCUCUCCAUCUUCCAUCCAUCGUAGUUUUAUCUGUCAAGCAAAAUAUGAUGUCCCGUCCAUAUCAAGCAGAAAGUGAUAUCGCGUCCAUUAAUUUGUUUCCCUGCUUAUAUAUCAAGGUUGGGAAGUUCACAGGUUGUUGAUAUAUAGAGUCUUUCCAUCUUCCAUCCAUCGUAGUUUAAUCUCUCAAGGAAAAUUUAAUGUCCUGUCCAUAUCAAGCAGGAAGUGAUAUUGCAUCCAUUAAUUUGUUUUUCUUCUUAUAUAACAAGGUUGGGAAGGCCACAGGUUGUUGAUAUAUAGAGUCUUUCCAUCUUCCAUACGUCUAGUUUUAUCUGUCAAGCAAAAUAUAAUGUCCCGUCCAUAUCAAACAGAGGGUAAUAUUCAGUCCAUUAAUUUGUCCUCCUGCAUAUUUACAAGGUUCGGGAAGUUCACAGGUUGUUGAUAUAUAGAGUCUCUCCAUCUUCCAACCAUUUAGUUUUAUCUGUCAAGCAAAAUAUAAUGUCCCGUCCAUAUCAAGCAGAAAGUGAUAUCACAUCCAUUAAUUUGUUUCUCUUAUAUAUCAAGGUUGGGAAGUUCACAGGUUGUUGAUAUAUAGAGUCUUUCCAUCUUCCAUCCAUCGUAGUUUAAUCUCUCAAGCAAAAUAUAAUGUCCUGUCCAUAUCAAGCAGGAAGUGAUAUUGCGUCCAUUAAUUUCUUUCCCUGUUUAUAUAUCAAGUUCACAGGUUGUUGAUAUAUAGAGUCAUUCCAUCUUCCAUCCAUCGUAGUUUAAUCUCUCAAGCAAAAUAUAAUGUCCUGUCCAUAUCAAGCAGGAAGUGAUAUUGCAUCCAUUAAUUUGUUUUUCUUCUUAUAUAUCAAGGUUGGGAAGGCCACAGGUUGUUGAUAUAUAGAGUCAUUCCAUCUUCCAUCCAUCGUAGUUUUAUCUGUCAAGCAAAAUAUAAUGUCCCGUCCAUAUCAAACAGAGGGUAAUAUUCAGUCCAUUAAUUUGUCCUGCAAAUUUACAAGGUUCGGGAAGUUCACAGGUUGUUGAUAUAUAGAGUCUCUCCAUCUUCCAACCAUUUAGUUUUAUCUGUCAAGCAAAAUAUGAUGUCCCGUCCAUAUCAAGCAGAAAGUGAUAUCACAUCCAUUAAUUUGUUUCUCUUAUAUAUCAAGGUUGGGAAGGUCACAGGUUGUUGAUAUAUAGCGUCUUUCCAUCUUCCAACCAUUUAGUUUUAUCUGUCAAGCAAAAUAUAAUGUCCCGUCCAUAUCAAGCAGAAAGUGAUAUCGCGUCCUUUAAUUUGUUUCUCUUCUUAUAUGUCAAGUUGAGGAAGGUCACAGGUUGUUGAUAUAUAGAGUCUUUCCAUCUUCCAUCCAUCGUAGUUUUAUCUGUCAAGCAAAAUAUAAUGUCCCGUCCAUAUCAAGCAGAAAGUGAUAUCACAUCCAUUAAUUUGUUUCUCUUCUUAUAUGUCAAAUUGAGGAACUUCACAGGUUGUUGAUAUAUAGAGUCUUUCCAUCUUCCAUCCAUCGUAGUUUUAUCUGUCAAGCAAAAUAUGAUGUCCCGUCCAUAUCAAGCAGAAAGUGAUAUCGCAUCCAUUAAUUUGUUUCCCUGCUUAUAUAUCAAGGUUGGGAAGGUUGCAAGUUGUUGAUACAUUAGCCAUUCCAUCUUCCAUCCAUCCUGUUAUUUUAUCUAUUAAGCAAAGGACUUGUACUUCAUAGCAGAUUCUUAUAUCCUAUCCUCAUACCAGUCUUGCUGACAUAACAUAAUAAUUUUCUCUCCCUCUGAUGGUGUUGGGCUUCUUUCCCUCACUCACAGAAAUGGAAGAAGAGAAAGUCAGGUUGUACAGAAGGGAAGAAGAGAAGGGAGACAGAGAAAUCAUGUUGAAAGAAGGGAGAAAGAGAAGAUCAGAUUGACAGAAGGGAGGAAGAGAAAUCAGGUUGACAGAAGGGAAAAAGAGAAGAUCAGGUUAACAGAAGGAAAGGACAGAAGGGAGAAAGAGAAGAUCACGUUGACAGAAGGGAAGAAGAGAACGGAGGAAGAGAAAUCGGGUCUCACAAAAAGGGAGGAAGAUAUCAGCUUGCACAGAAGA
Eriocheir sinensis (Chinese mitten crab) is the source of this 8140-nucleotide messenger RNA. It is a transcript of the gene pug, whose product is annotated as C-1-tetrahydrofolate synthase, cytoplasmic-like. Gene Ontology annotation, biological process: tetrahydrofolate interconversion. The coding region runs from base 107 to 2968 and encodes 953 amino acids. Gene Ontology annotation, molecular function: ATP binding; formate-tetrahydrofolate ligase activity; methylenetetrahydrofolate dehydrogenase (NADP+) activity. NCBI's taxonomy places the organism in Eukaryota, Metazoa, Arthropoda, Malacostraca, Decapoda, Varunidae. Gene Ontology annotation, cellular component: cytosol. The record is from RefSeq and is a predicted model, not a curated record. The transcript is spliced from 27 exons.